Chelonia mydas (Green sea turtle) is the source of this 2171-nucleotide messenger RNA. RefSeq names its product probable G-protein coupled receptor 33. The record is from RefSeq and is a predicted model, not a curated record. Gene Ontology annotation, molecular function: complement receptor activity; G protein-coupled receptor activity. Gene Ontology annotation, cellular component: plasma membrane. The transcript is spliced from 2 exons. The coding region runs from base 240 to 1289 and encodes 349 amino acids. NCBI's taxonomy places the organism in Eukaryota, Metazoa, Chordata, Testudines, Cheloniidae. Gene Ontology annotation, biological process: positive regulation of cytosolic calcium ion concentration; complement receptor mediated signaling pathway; phospholipase C-activating G protein-coupled receptor signaling pathway.
AGCAAUUCCCGUGGCAGACAGAUCACUACAAGAGACGGGGUAGGGGACGGGUGGCUUUUUCCACCUUGUAGCUCUGAGUGCCACCGGCACCAGCUCAACAGAACCGACCCCCACCUCCCUGAGCCACCCAGUCACUGCCCUGGAGCCAGAUCGGAACCAGCAGCUCCUGGUGGGGAAGGCCCCAUCUCCAUUCCCCACCCCGCUGAGCCAGCCCGUUCUCCAGAUCAGCACAGGGCACCAUGGGCCAAGGCAACACGACUCUCCCACCAACCACAGGGGUGAAUUCCAGCCAGACCCCAGCAGCUGUGAGCGCCACUCACAUGGCUGCGGCCGUGUUGCUCUUCACCACCUUCCUGGUGGGUGUGGUGGGGAACGGGCUGUACCUGUGGGUGCUGGGGCUGAAGAUGAGGAUGACGGUGACCACGCUCUUGUUCCUGCACCUGGUCUCCUGCUACCUUCUCUUCACCCUGCUGAUCCCCUUCUUCAUUGUUUAUGUUCUCCUGGGUUUCCACUGGGUCUUCGGCACGGUCAUGUGCAAAUUCCUCAACACCUGCAUCUCUCUGGGAAUGUUCACCUCUGUCUUCCUUCUCACCCUCAUCAGCCUGGACCGCUACACCCUCUCUCACCACCCCAUCUGGUGCCGGCAUCACCGCAAUGUGCCCCGAGCUCGGAAGCUGGUUGUGGGCGUGUGGCUGGCCUCCUUCAGUCUCAGCGCUCCCUACCUGGCUUUCCGGGAGACCCGGGUGUUGGCCGGGGGCAGAAUCAUCUGCGUUAACAAUUACGCCCUCUCCAGAGACUGGAAUGGAGCCGAGCCACAGGAGCUGGGGAGACGGGUCCACCUGGCCAUCUUCAUGGUCCGGUUCCUGCUAGGCUUCCUUCUGCCCUUCUGCACCAUCGUGGGAUGCUAUAGCCGGGUGGGGCUGAAGAUGAAGGAGAAGAAGCUGGCGUGGGCAGGGAAGCCCUUCAAAGUCAUGGUGGCCGCGGUGGUUUCCUUCUUUCUCGGGUGGCUCCCCUACCACCUCUACCAGAGCUUGAAUCUCUACAAGAAGGAGGUGCCAGAGUCAGUGACAGGCACCCUCUUGGUCAUUUACACCUUCACGUCCUGCUUCAAUGCCUGCUUCACCCCCGUCCUCUACCUCUUUGUGGGGGAAAAGUUCUGGCAGGUCUUCAGGAUGUCUCUUCUCACUCUGGUCAAAGCGGCUUUUGUUGACGAUCUCGGCAGCAGUGCCCCCAAGUAUAGCGGAAGACAAGGGUCUGAAGUUGAGAACACAAAACAGGAGAUGGCCUGAAGAUGCCCAGGUUUAGGGAGAGUUGAACAUUUGGUAUCCCAUUUCUUUCUAGAUUCCUCAUGUUUCUAAAACGUGAUGGGUCCCAGGUACCUCACUGUUUAUAAACCCUGCAAUGUCCCUGAAUUCUAGAUUCCCUGCUCUCUCCAGAAUCCCAUACUUUCUAGGUCUCUCAAUUUUUUUGUACUCAAUGGGCUGUCAAUGGCACCAAACCAGUAGUCAGCUCCAGAAUCUUGUCUGGUUUUGAUCUCUCAGUGUGUUCUCACCUGAGUGACUCUCACCUGACUGAUUCUGCAUCACUAGCAGGCUCUGGAAUCUCAUUUAUUGUAAGCCUCUCGGUGGGUUGGUACUCAAAGUCCAUGGGUUCUAGAUUCCUGUCUGGGCCUGGGACAUCACUGGAUUCUGGAGUGUUUGCAAACCACAUAGAAUCCAACAGCUUCCAGAUUGCUUGCUAAAAGUUUCAUCAUGGUCCUAGAUUUCCAAAUGGUUUAAAAUCCAUUAGAUGUAGUAUAUUAUAGAAGAGUCCGUGUAUUAUAAUAGAGAUUUCUAGCUCUUCUCUAGUGCUUGUCAUCAGUAGAUCUCAAAGAACUUUACCAAGGAGGUCAGUAGCAGUCUUCCAGUUUUUACAAAUGGAGAAACUGAGGCACGGUGUGGGGCAGUGACUUGGCCAAGGUCACCCAGUAGAACCUUUAGUCUGGCCAGUGGCCGAACCGGGAACAACCCAGGUCUCCUGCGUCCGAGCCCAGGCCUCUGUCCAUUGCAUUUCCUUAGACUGUGGCUCUCUGGGACACCACCUGUCUUUUUGUUCUGUGUUUGUACAGCGCCUAGCACAGCCGGGCCUUGGGCCAGGACCGGGGCUCCGAGAACUACCUGAAAUAAAAUAUA